AUGAAAACAGAUUAAGGAUAAAGAAAUAUAUGUUAUAUUAAAAUUCGAUUAUAAAAACAAUUUAAAUUCAUGAAAAUAGACAUAACUAUUCUUCUGAUUCUUGUAUCAAUAACUGUAAACAUUGAAUUAAUAAAAGUAGAAUGAGGAAUCUUAAGAGUUCAUAACAGGUUGUUAGAUUGCAUAGAAUCCUUGUUUAAAAAAAUGUGAAGAAGGAUAUUAACUAUGUGAAGAUAACAAUAAUAUAAGAUGUGAGUAUGGAUAUUUUAAAUUAAAUAUUAAGAAUGAGAAUUAUUGUGUGAGAUGGUAUUGAAUAUGAUUUAAAAAUAAAAAGUCCAUUAUCAAAUGUGGAUGAAAUGAUGUACUUAUGUAUGGAUUGUCGAGAGAAUUCAGAAACUUGGUAAAAUUAAAGAUAAUGCACAUAUAAUUAUGCUAUAACAGAUGGAGAUAAAUAUGGGGCAUUUAGAAAGAUUAAAAUACUUGAAACUUAAAUUUUUAAUAUACAUGAAGUAUUAUCAGAAGGAGUAAAGAAUAGUUAUGAAACUGAAUUAUGUGUAGGAUGUUUAGCAUUUUGUGAUGAGUAAUAUAAUGAUGAUGAAGAAGAAGAAUGUAAUAUCUUAUCAGAUCAGGAUGAUAUUAUACAUAUUGGAGUAAUAUGUUCUGAUGGUUAUUAUUUUGAAAAUAAUUUGUGUAUAACUUGUCCAUUUGAUAAAUGCAAAUCUUGUGAUAAUAAAGCAUGUUUUGAAUGCUUUGAUGGUUAUACAAUUGAUUACACUUAAAAAUGCAUACCAUGUUUUUAAGGUUGUGCAAAAUGUGAGUAUUAUAAUGGAAUAAUAUGCUUAGAGUGUAUUAAAGAGUAAGAUAAUUAUUUAGUAUUGAUAUAGGGUGGAUUAGAUUGUUCAUAAUGUGAUUAUUAAUGUCUAAGAUGUUAAGUUAUAUAUGUGAAUGGAAUAGAAUAAAAACGAUGUACUCAAUGUAAAACAGGUUAUAUUGUAAAUAAUCAAGGAUCUUAAUGUGAAUACUAAUAAAAUAAUAAUUGUGAAAUAGGAUACUAUGAAUAUUCAAAAGAUGGAAUCAAUAAAUUAUAGACAUAUAAUUUAGACUUUGAAAUUGUUGUAGAUUAUUCAUCUAAAUAAAAAUGUUAUAAAUGUAAAUCAGGAUAUAAAUUAACAGAUGGACAAGUUUGUACUAUAUAUAUAGAUCCUAAUUGUAAUACUCUUGAUUAAGAUAAAAACUUAUGUUUAGAAUGUAAAGAUAAUAAAGUACUUUAAUAUGAAAAUGGAAUUACUUUAUCUAAUUCUUGUCUUACAGAUUAAUAUUGCAAUAAAAAGAUUAAAUAUUGUAUAUAAUGCAUUUCAUAUAAUAUCAAUUCCAUUCAAUAAUAUUAAUGUAUUAAAUGUCAAAAAGGAUAUUAUCCUGAUAUCUUUACUAAUCUAUGUAUACAAUGUUAAUCUAGAUGUGAUGAAUGUUGGUAAUAUACUAAUAGUUAUAAUAUAACUUCAUAUUUACAAUUAUAAUUAGCUGGAAUAAAUUAUGAUUAAUUUAAAUAAGAUUUAGAACUUAUUAAAAUUGAAAAACUUAAUGAUCCCUUAUGUUCAAUUUGUCAAUUAGGAUUUAAUUUAUACAACAAUUAAUGUAAAGGUUGUACUGAUAGUUGUGUACCUGAAAGUUUUUAAGAAUAUAACUCUGAAUGUAUAUAUUUAGAUGAUACUGCUUAUUGUGCAAAAUGUCCUAUACCUUCAUUAUAAUAAUCAUUAAUUACUGACAAUAGUGAAUGUAAUGAAUGUCCUAAUAAUUGUAUUGCUUGCAGAGAAAGAAUGUAGGAUGAAAUUAAUAGAGUUAAUCCCUUUUUUAAUCCUGAUUUUGAAUAAUUUAAAAAAUACAGUAAUUUUUGCUAUAAAACAAUUUAACCAUAAAUCAAUCAAAAGAUUUAUAUUGAUUCAUUUUUUGGAGUUCCAAUUACUUGUGUUAAUGAUCCUAAUUCUAAAGGAUGUGAUAAAAAAAUAGUUAAAACAUUUAAUGUAUAUUGUGGAGAUAAAAAUGAUAUCCUUUAAGCAAAUGAAAUAUAAUUGAAAGAUGUAUAUAAAAAAUAGAAAAAUAAAAUUGUUACUUUAUAUCUUUAAGGAUUAGAAAAUGCAUAAAUUUAUAAUGAAUACAAUUAGUUAACAAUUAACUAAAUAGAUAUUAAUAUUAAUUUUAUUUCUGAUAAUAAUGGUAUUUGUAACUUUGAUAAACCUAUAUAAAUUAAAUCAAAUUUUUAAAAGAAUAUUUUUACUUUAUAAAAAUUGUCAAUUAUUAUAAAUGGUAAAAAUUCAAUAUUUAAACAAAAUGGAAGAAUGAUACUCUUAGAUUCUUCUUAUGUCUAAAUUUCAAAUAUCAACUUCAAAGAUAAAACAUCUAGUAUAUUUGGAUUAGAGAUUUUAGGUAAGAAGACUAUGUUAACAAUGAUAAACUGUAAAAUUGUUAAAGAUAAUGUUGCAAGUUCAUUUAAUAUUGUAUUAUAAAAUACUAUAUUCCUCAAAUUAUUAUAAGUUGAAUUUGAAAAACUUAAAAAUGAAAAUUUCCUUAAGUAAACUUCAACUAAUUCAUUUUAAGAAUAAGGUCAAUAUAUAUUCGAAGAUGUUCAUGUAAAAAAUAGUGAAAUAAAUGAUAUUCUUAUUACUAUUAAUUAAAUAGGAGCUAAUAAUAUUUUAUAAAUCAAUUCUCUAAAGUUCUCAAAUACUAAUAUUACUAAUACAGCUGUAUUUUCAGAUUUAAUUACUACUCCUAGUUACAAUGUAAUAAUAAAUGAUCUUAAACUGAUCAAAUGUACAAUAACAAAUGGAAGCAUAUUUAAUUUAGCUUUGGUUAAAUCAUUUCAAGCAUAAAAUUUAGAAAGUAUAUUAACUUUAUACUAAAAAUGGUCUAAUUUUAUUAUAAGUACUACAUUCACAAUUGAAAAAAUGUUUUGUUAUCAUUCCUUAUUUACUAAUCACUCUGAACUUAUUGCUUCAAACAAUUAAAUUUAUAAUUCAGAUCAGAAAUCUAGUAUUUUAUUAUUCACUUUCAAAUUGAUUACAUUUAGAAAUAAUAUUUGUUAAAAUAUUAAUUGUUUAAUAAUUCUUUCCACUCCUCUAAAUAAUUAUGGUAUAAGUUCCAAUAUUUAAAUUGAAUAAUUAAUAAUCUAAGAAUUGCAAAUUUAAUCUAUAAGUUAAAAGAAUAUUGAAAAAGUUUCAUCAGCCUUGAUUUCUCUUUAAAAUGUUGGAAAUAUCACUAUGAAUGAAUUAACAAUUAAAAAUACUUAAGGUUUAUCUAUAUUUUUUAUUGGAUAAUCAUAAUCCAUUGAGAUUAAUAACGUAUACUAUUAUUUGGAAAUUUCAAAUGAUUUAUUGUAUGAAUAUGAUGAAUAAAUAAUAGAAAAUUUUGAAAUUGAUCCUAAUUUAAGUAAUUAUAUUAUGGUAACCAAUCCAGUCAAUAAUUUAUUACCUAAUUCACCUGAUUGUGCUAAUAGGAAAAGAACAGCAUAUUAAUUUAAUUCAUAUCUCAUAUACAUUGAAGGAUUUUAAGGAUCUAUUGUAAUGGAUAAUAUUGAAAUUUUUAAUUUAUUAUUUAUAGAUAGAUCUGCUAUAUUUAUUAAAUCUUAUUAAAACUUAUUAUAAAUGUAAAUGGAAACUAUUUUACUUUAGAAUUUAAGUUUUGAUAAUAAUAGACUUGCAUCAACAUUAAAUGGAGAAGAUAUGAGUUUAAUAAUAAUUGAUUCAUAAUAAAUUUAAAACAUUACUAUAAUAAAUGCUUAAUAUAAUGAAAAUCAUUUACACUAAAUAACUGAUUCAUAAACAUCCCAAACACCAGCACUUAUAUUAAUUAUAUCUCCAAAUUCUAUACUUAAUUUAUUGAAUUCUUAUUUUAAUUAUAAUCGUAUUUCUAAAUCAACAAAUGGAUUAAUUUGGAUUAAAGUAGAUUAAUUUAUUCUUAAUAAUUGUUAUUUUAAAAAUACAAAUAUUUUAGAUAUUUAAUGGUUAGAUUAUUUAGAAGAAUAAUAAUUGACAAAAAGUGAUCCAUAAACAACCUUUAUAAAUCUAAGUAAUAUGAAUAUUGAUAAUUUUUAGAAUAAUAUUUUUACAUUUUAUCUAAAGGAUCAAAUUUAUAUAUAAUAGGUAAAUUUAUAUAUAUUGAUAACAUAUAAAUUAUUGAAUCAUAUGGAUAAUCUGCUGCUGGAAUUUUCCUUGAAUUAUUAGAUGGAAUUGUCAUUAUCAAAUAAUCAAACUUUAAAAAUAUCUAAAGUAGUUUAUAGUAAAUUGAUAAUACAGAAGGAGGAUGUUUAACAAUAAAUUCAGAUAGUUCUUAAAUGUAAUUGGAAUUAUAUUCAGUUAUUAUGACUAAUUGCACUGCAAGAAUUAGAGGAGGAUGCAUUCAUUUAUAUCCUACAAAAUUUAAAUAAAGCAUUUUAUUAAAAGAUUCAUAAUUUUAACUUUGCCAAUCUUUAGGAUAUUCUUUUUUCAGUAAUCCCUAUUUAGAAUCUACUGAUCAACCAAUAAUUGAAUUUUUGAACAUUUAUGUAGAAGAUAAUAAUUACAAUAACUUUAUUUAAAAUUUACCAGAUUUAUCAUUAUUAGAAUAAUUAUAAUUAACUAAGAAUUCUGGAAUUUAUUAUUAACAUACAGGAAAAUUAAUAAUAAGAAAUUCUAUCUUUACUAAUAUUAAAUACUUAAGUAUCAUUAAAGCAAUUGCUAUGACUGAUAUAUUUAUAUCUCAAUGUGUAUUUACUAAAAAUAUUCUCUUUUUAAUGCCUCUUUUAGAUCUCUAAAUGACACCAACUGUCUCGAAUCAAAUAUAAAUUAUUGCAUCUGAAUUUAUAGAUAAUUGGUCUACAAAUAUCAAUCCAAUUGUAAAUAAAUGUGAUGGAUAUAUUAGAAAAGGUCUCAAUUCAACCUUAGAUUAAUAAACUUGUGAUUAAAUUAUGUACAUUAUUGAUUUUUAGAAUUUUGUAAAUUAAGAUUAAAUAAUUUGGAAUAGUGAUGAAUAUUUAGAAUAUUAUAAUUAUUUAACUGAAUAAGAUAAGUAUGGAUCUAUCUAUUCAUAUAAUUUUUAUUAUGCAAAAAUUAUUCAAAUUGUUUAAAGAUUUAAUUCAACACCCAAUAAUAAUUUAAUCAAUUGUAUUCUCUAAAAUAUGUUAAAGUAUUAUAUUAUAACAUAUAUUUAGUUUAACAUUAGAAGCUAAUUAAGAUAUAACUACUUCUAUAAUUACUAUAACUAACCUAUUUAGUAAUUCCUAAUUAAAAUUUGAAAAAAUUAGUAUCAUUUCAAAUAGAUGUUUAAGAUGUUAUGGAGGUUUAAUUUAAAUAUUGGGAGUAAAUAUUGGAAUCCAAAAAGAUACUAAACUAUUUUUAACUCAUAUUAAUUGUAAAGAUAAUCUCAUAGGUUAUUAUGGAUGUUUAUUAAUUUAAUAAUCAUAAACUAUAAAUACCUUCAUACCAAAUUAGAAUUUGAUAGAUUUGAAUGUUACCUAAUUUUCUAACAGAUUGUUGUAAUUAAAUUAAGAAUAAACUGUAUAAAUAGAUUUAUCGAUUUUUUCAUCCAAUAGAGCAAGUAUUGGAACUGGCAUUAGUUUAUUAGGAUUGAAUGCUUUAAUAAAAAAUAGCAUAUUCUCGGAUAAUAGUGCAAGUCUUGUUGGAGCUGGUGUUUAUUAUAUGAACAUUGGUGGAGAUUUAGAAACUUCAUUAUAUGUCUACAAUUUAUCAUUUUAAAGUAAUAAAGCAUAAGUUGGAGCAGCAUUCUACUUAAUUAAUAAAGAAUUAGCAAAUGUAAAUUCCUUAUUAAUUAAAUUUGAAUACAAUUAUGCAACAAUAUAAGCAAAUAAUAUUCAUGAGAAUUCAAGAAGAUAAACUCUUUAAAUGAAUGAGGAUUCUUAUUAUUAGAUUCAGGUAUAUCUAAAUCUAAGUGGAGAUGAGAAUCUUGAUGGAAACAUAGAUAGUAUUAAUAACAUUAUAAGGGAAAACAUAACUUUUGAUUAUCAUAUGAUUGGUAACUAUCCUGAAAAGACUAAUCUACUUAUCUUACCUUCAGGGUAAUCUAUUAAUACAUAUGAAUAUUUUUUUGAAGAUACCUAAGAAUACAUACCUUAUGAAUGGAUAUUUAGAGUGAUUAAUUUGAAUAGAUUCAAUGAACCUGUAGUUAAUGAUGAAGAUGGGGAUAAGUGUUAUAUAUUUGGUAGAAUACAAAAGUUUUAGAAUUAUUCUGAGAGUAUAUCUUUUACAAAUAAUUUCACAAUUCCUAAUGAAAUGCAUUAUAACAAAAAUUUAAAAGGAUAUGUAUUAGAUGAUAUGUAAUUGUCUUUUGAUCCAUAUUUUGAUAAAGAUUUUUAUUUGGAAUUAAAAAGUAAUAAUAUUCUAUCAUAAAUUAGUUAAAUGUGAUAAAAUGGCUAUUCCAAUAUAUGCUAAUCCUCCAGAUUCUAAAAUUCUUGGUUACAAUAAAAAAUAUGAAUUAAUUUUAAAUGUGAGAACAUUUCCCUGCUAAAAAGGUGAAGUCUAUUAACUUGGUCGUUGUAUACCAUGCAGUCCUAAAUUAAAUUAAUAUUCUGUUACUAUUGGAUCUGUAUUAUGUUCAUAAUUUAAUUCUGACUACAUGAUAGCCAUAAAAAAAUCAUCAAUUUAGUUAAAACCUGGAUAUUGGAGACCUGAUUAUAAUAAUGAUUAAUCUUUGUAUUGUGAAAAUUUAGAUUCUAAUUGCAAUGGUGGUUGGGUUCCUGGUAAUCCUUCUUGUUAUACUGGACAUAUAGGAGCAUUAUGUGAAUCAUGUGAUCUCUAUUAGAUAUAUAAUUACGAAAGUUAUACUUAAACUUCAUCAUAUAAAUGUGCAAAAUGUGGACCAACUAUGUAAUUAAAUUAUAUAGUUUUGGUGGUUACAUCUAUAAUAUCCUUUAUUUCAAUGGUUUUAGCAGUAAAAGGUAGUUAUGAAUCAUCAAUGUAAUUUAUUAUUGAAGAAAUUUUUGAUAUAUGGGGAGUAUUAUUAAAAAGUUCAGAGAGUAAUUUAGCUGUUUUGAUGAAAGUUCUGACUAAUUAUUUUUAAAUCAUUUAGUUUAUUGCUUCAUUUUAGAUAUCUAUUCCUGAUCUACUUAAAUAAACAACCAAGAUUGGAGGCAAUCCUACUGAAAGUACUACUACAGCUAUGGAUUGUCUCUUUAUAACAAUGUCUGAUUUAGAUAUUUUAUACUUUAGAAUGGUUUGGGCAUUCAUAUAACCAUUAAUAUAUUUGAUAGGUUUUUAUAUUAUCUAUUUUGUUGGAAUUGCAACUAAAAGGUUUCCAUACAAAAUUAAUAUAAUUACUACAGCACUUAUCUAUUAAUUUCUUUAUUUAUAGCCCACUUAUGUUGAAGGAUUUAUUGUCUUAGCAUCCUCUAGAACCAUAAGUGGUAUUCCAUAUGUAUAGAGAGAUGUUGCAUAUAAAUAUGAUAGUGCAGUACAUUAAUAUUAUCUCCUAAGAUUUAUUAUGCCUAUGUUAAUUAUUUGGGUCUUAUUGUUACCUUUAUUAUUUAUGUUUUUAGUUUACAAGAAUAGAGCCACAAUUAACACCAAAUAAACCAAAUUAAUUUAUGGAUUCUUCUAUCUAGAAUAUUAAUUAAAUAGUUAUCUAUGGGAAUUUGUUAAAUUAUUUUAAAAGGAAUUCAUGGUUAUUAUUCUAGUUUAUUAUGAAGAUCAAGUUACUGUUAAAGGUUUGUUACUGGUAGUAAUAAUGUUUCUCUAUGGGUUCUACUAAAUUCAAAUAUCACCUUACAGUAAUAAGAGACUCAAUAUGAUAGAUAGAUAUUCAACUAUCAUUUUGUCUAUCUCUUUAGCUAUGGGGGUUUUAUUGAAAUCAUGUUAAGAUUCACAAUUUGGAUAUUUAGUUAUAAUAGUAUCUAUUUUAUUAAUCUUAAUAAAUGUUCCAUUCCUAUUGACAAUUAUUUAUUACAUUUUUGAAGGAUAUAUUAUAAAAUUGUCCCCAAUCCUCGAUAAAAUAAGGGAUUUCCUCAAUUAAAAAUAUCCAAAUUUAAGUAAAACGUAUCCUUGGUUAAGACCCUACUUAAUUAAUAAAGCAUAAAUGACUAUCAGGGUUAAGGCAUAUUGGGACAUCUUAAGAAAUGCUGUAAAAGACACUAAUCAAUUUUGUAAAGAACAUGAUUUAAAAUUUAAAAAGGUCUUCCCUCCUUAUGCAAAAAUAGAAGAAAAUGAGGGUAAUACCUUUGUGAAUAUUUCAAUUGAAACUAAGCCAAACUUAAUUGAAGAUAAAUAACCUUUAAUAAUUUAAGAUUCCUUUAUUCAUAUAAAUUAAGAUAAUUCAUAAAAUUAGCUACCAAGUGCAAUGAGAACCUAAAAUAUGCAAACUAAUGGAGUAGUAUAGUUAGGUUAAUUUUUCACUUCAUCAUUCAUGAUUAACGAAUCUUAAGAACCUAUACCCAUUACAGGCUAAGGUUUUGAACAAUGGCCUGAUUAAACUUAGUAUUAAGGAUUAAUUGUUAAUGGUNAUAACAAUGUCUGAUUUAGAUAUUUUAUACUUUAGAAUGGUUUGGGCAUUCAUAUAACCAUUAAUAUAUUUGAUAGGUUUUUAUAUUAUCUAUUUUGUUGGAAUUGCAACUAAAAGGUUUCCAUACAAAAUUAAUAUAAUUACUACAGCACUUAUCUAUUAAUUUCUUUAUUUAUAGCCCACUUAUGUUGAAGGAUUUAUUGUCUUAGCAUCCUCUAGAACCAUAAGUGGUAUUCCAUAUGUAUAGAGAGAUGUUGCAUAUAAAUAUGAUAGUGCAGUACAUUAAUAUUAUCUCCUAAGAUUUAUUAUGCCUAUGUUAAUUAUUUGGGUCUUAUUGUUACCUUUAUUAUUUAUGUUUUUAGUUUACAAGAAUAGAGCCACAAUUAACACCAAAUAAACCAAAUUAAUUUAUGGAUUCUUCUAUCUAGAAUAUUAAUUAAAUAGUUAUCUAUGGGAAUUUGUUAAAUUAUUUUAAAAGGAAUUCAUGGUUAUUAUUCUAGUUUAUUAUGAAGAUCAAGUUACUGUUAAAGGUUUGUUACUGGUAGUAAUAAUGUUUCUCUAUGGGUUCUACUAAAUUCAAAUAUCACCUUACAGUAAUAAGAGACUCAAUAUGAUAGAUAGAUAUUCAACUAUCAUUUUGUCUAUCUCUUUAGCUAUGGGGGUUUUAUUGAAAUCAUGUUAAGAUUCACAAUUUGGAUAUUUAGUUAUAAUAGUAUCUAUUUUAUUAAUCUUAAUAAAUGUUCCAUUCCUAUUGACAAUUAUUUAUUACAUUUUUGAAGGAUAUAUUAUAAAAUUGUCCCCAAUCCUCGAUAAAAUAAGGGAUUUCCUCAAUUAAAAAUAUCCAAAUUUAAGUAAAACGUAUCCUUGGUUAAGACCCUACUUAAUUAAUAAAGCAUAAAUGACUAUCAGGGUUAAGGCAUAUUGGGACAUCUUAAGAAAUGCUGUAAAAGACACUAAUCAAUUUUGUAAAGAACAUGAUUUAAAAUUUAAAAAGGUCUUCCCUCCUUAUGCAAAAAUAGAAGAAAAUGAGGGUAAUACCUUUGUGAAUAUUUCAAUUGAAACUAAGCCAAACUUAAUUGAAGAUAAAUAACCUUUAAUAAUUUAAGAUUCCUUUAUUCAUAUAAAUUAAGAUAAUUCAUAAAAUUAGCUACCAAGUGCAAUGAGAACCUAAAAUAUGCAAACUAAUGGAGUAGUAUAGUUAGGUUAAUUUUUCACUUCAUCAUUCAUGAUUAACGAAUCUUAAGAACCUAUACCCAUUACAGGCUAAGGUUUUGAACAAUGGCCUGAUUAAACUUAGUAUUAAGGAUUAAUUGUUAAUGGUAAAAAAUAAGGAAAAGGUAUUUUACUUUGGCCAUUCAAAGAAAAUGAAAAAUAAUAAGAACAGUAUGAAGGCGAAUUCUAUAAUAAUCUAUUCGAUGGUUAUGGGGUAUAUAAAUGGAGUGAUGGUAAAGUAUAUGAAGGAGGAUGGAAAGAAGGCAAGAGACAUGGGUAUGGAAAAUAUCAAGGGAUAAAUUAAUAAUAUGAAGGAGAGUUUUAGAAUGAUUAAUAUUAAGGAUACGGAAAUUUGAAUAUUGGAGAUAAGUUAAUUUCAGGAUAAUUUGUUAAAGGUAAAAUGGAUGGAGAAAUGAAUGUUAUAAUUGGCAAAAAGAAAAGGAGAGGAAUCUGGAGAGAUGGAGUGUUUGAGAAGUGGAUUAAUUGA
Paramecium primaurelia is the source of this 10177-nucleotide messenger RNA. NCBI's taxonomy places the organism in Eukaryota, Ciliophora, Oligohymenophorea, Peniculida, Parameciidae. The record is from the annotation of a GenBank genome assembly.